AUGGACGCUGCAGCUCUGGAAGUUGCACGACUCGUGCUACGACAGGACCCAGGGUCCGGGGCGGACACAACGCCUACCUGUGAAGGGUCCAACGACUACGACGGACGCAUGGGUGUUCGUAUAUCAGCGGUUUUUGUGAUCCUCAUGGGUUCAACAUGGGGUGCCAUAUUUCCAACGUUCGCCAAACGUGCAAGGACCAAGCUUGUGCCUGCCUGGACCUUCUUCGUCGCCAAAUACUUCGGUUCCGGAGUCAUUAUUGCUACAGCAUUUAUUCACCUACUCGCUCCUGCAAACGAAGCCCUUGGGAAUCCAUGUCUUGUGGGCCGAACCAUCUCUUCUGACACGUACCCAUGGCCUGAGGCAAUCGCCCUAAUGACGGCCUUUGUCAUGUUUUUCCUCGAACUGAUGACCAUGCGCUACGCCAAGUUCGGAGGCGAUCAUGGCCACGACCAUGGCGACAGCCACUCUCACAGUCACUCCCACUCCCACAGCCACGAUGACGAGCACAGUCUGGAAGACAAGCGCAUCCCCCGAGAAGAAACAGAACCCAGACCCUCGCACGUCCGCGGUGAAGACCACCUUGGCCAUCAGCGCGACCACGUGGACAACUCGACACUCGACCCCAACUGGGAAUCCAGAGGCAUCAUCCCCGAGACCUACGCUGCUCAGCUUACCGCCGUCUUCAUCCUUGAAUUUGGUGUCAUCUUCCACUCUAUCUUCGUCGGCCUAACCCUUGCCGUUGCCGGCGAAGAAUUCAUUACUCUCUACAUUGUCAUCGUCUUCCACCAGACAUUCGAGGGUCUCGGUCUGGGCGCCCGUCUCGCCGAGGUUCCAUGGCCGAACAGCAAGCGCUGGACACCGUACCUGCUAGGUCUGGGCUACGGAAUCUCGACACCGAUUGCCAUUGCCAUUGGCCUUGGUGUGCGAACCACCUUCUCUCCCGAGUCGGCGACCACACUCAUUGUCAACGGUAUCUUUGACUCCAUCAGUGCUGGUAUCCUCAUCUACACCGGCCUGGUAGAGCUGAUGGCGCACGAGUUCAUGUUCAGCCCGUACAUGCAGAAGGGUCCUGUGAGCAGGACGCUGUACGCUUUCGGGAUGAUGCUUCUCGGCGCUGGUCUCAUGGCUCUGCUCGGCUACUGGGCGUAA
This is a messenger RNA of Ascochyta rabiei, 1149 nucleotides long. Its product is annotated as low-affinity Zn(2+) transporter zrt2. NCBI's taxonomy places the organism in Eukaryota, Fungi, Ascomycota, Dothideomycetes, Pleosporales, Didymellaceae. The transcript has 2 exons. The record is from RefSeq and is a predicted model, not a curated record. Gene Ontology annotation, molecular function: low-affinity zinc ion transmembrane transporter activity. The coding region runs from base 1 to 1149 and encodes 382 amino acids. Gene Ontology annotation, biological process: zinc ion import across plasma membrane. Gene Ontology annotation, cellular component: plasma membrane.